Molecule: messenger RNA, 2150 nt
Organism: Jaminaea rosea
Lineage: Eukaryota; Fungi; Basidiomycota; Exobasidiomycetes; Microstromatales
Exons: 2
Coding region: 241-1827 (528 amino acids)
Source: RefSeq, a predicted model, not a curated record
GGAGCAUUGUCUGACGCUGCGGGUGGUGUCACUCGCAUAGCCUGCUGAAGGCGACGGCGAUGACCACAAGGAUUGGUCUCGAGCAGAUUGAAGCUCGACCGUGGUCGCUCCGCGUGGCAUGGCCCAUGCGCACGACGGCAGCGGCGGCGGCACGGCUUCAGAUUGGACGGCGUCGACGACGGCCAGCUGUUCGAUCAAGUCUCUCCUUGAAGAGCAUACACUCACGCGACCACCAUCACAAUGAGCGCUGCCGCAUCAUCGUCGUCGUCGUCAACAGCGCAGAAAAUACCCCCACCAUCUGAACUCAACACCCUCAAAUCACCCUCAUCAUAUGCGCCCAUCCUCGUCCGCCUUCUGGAAUGCCCAAGCUCGGUCCUUUCGCUCCUGACGACGCAGGUUGCUCAGUCGCUCGAGGAGCUGCCCGAGGAGGACAGGCCCGUCUCCUAUGAAGGGUUGCUGGAUGUAGUGCGAUUCUGCGUAGAAGAAGAGCCAGGAUGGAGUGCCGACCAGCGAGCUAUGCUGAUUGGGGGCCAUCCGAGGAUAGGAAGGCCGAACAAGAAUGUCAGCGCUGUUAGCGCUAUGGAGCAGACUGCUGGGUCGGCCAGCGAGGGUGGGGAUGAUGAGGCGACAUUUCAGCGCCUCGCCCGCCUCAACUUCCUCUACGAGCAACGCUUCCCCGGGCUCCGCUUCGUCACCUACGUGGCCGGUCGAUCACGCAAAGUAGUAGCAGACGAACUCGAGAAGCUACUUGGUCCCAGUGUCGCCAAGCUCACACCGCCAGAAGAUGCAGUGACAGCGGCAUUGAGCGAGGGCAGCGGCGCAUCCUCCUCCUCGACUUCCAGCGCGAGCGCGUGGCCCGACUUUCCCUCCUCCGAAAUCCGUCCACCAUCAACCGACGAAUGGCAAGCAGAACUCACAAGAGCAGAAGGAGCACUCUGGGAAAUAGCAGGCGAUCGAGCCAAGAAGCUCGAGAGCGAAGUGGCCUCCGGCAAAGUCAUUACCGUCGACAUGCCAGUGGAAGGGGCCGCCUCUACGACCACCUCGUCAAAUCCGGGCCUCACCAUCUCACCACCAGAUGGCGCUACCAGCUCGUCAUCAGAGACUGCGUCCUUCGACACCCCCUUCCUCUCCGAAGCAACCUUCCGAGCCCUUGUCCUCGCCUCGCCCAUCCUGCACGACUUCUUCGAGUCGGACCUGCCGGCCUCCUUCGCCCUUCGCCCGGCAAGUAAGGUGCCCGCGUCGACCAAAGACGCUCUCCUUUCUGCAUUCAAUGACGUCUCAUCGCAGGGAACAAAGGGCGUGACGAGAGAGAGAGUGAAGGGCUUGCUCGGUGGACUGCUGGGAGAUGUAGCUGACGCGGUAGGUGGGAGAGUCGGAGGCACGACCGUCAGCGGGCCCAAACCCAGUUUUGCCAAGUCGGCCGGACCAGGAGGGAUGGGCGGUCUCUCCCUCGAAGAAGCGGCUCGAACGCAAGCAGGUGGUCGUCUUGCCCCGGUAUCCCCUGCGGCCCUAUCUGCAAAGCGCAGCAUGCAGUCCAUGCGCACUGCGUCGACCGAAGAGGAGGAGCGUCGCGCACACGAUGCGGCGGAUGAGGUUCGUCGGGCACACGAGGCGUUGGAGCGCAGUAGACGUGACGCGGAGAAGCAGCAAUUCGUCAUCGAUGCUCCUGGCGAGGAAGGGGGUGGCGUGGACGAGACGAUCGAUGAUGAUGCGGCGGAGGAGGCUGAUGCGGAUUUGCUUGGCGAGGGGGAGAGGAAGGAGCAGGGCAAGUUGACCGGGAGGGAGGCACAACUGGCCAAGGAUCUGAGGAUGGCAGAGGCACAAUGAUGCGGGACUACUCUAGACGAUGCCAUGCUAUUUGCUAUCUCGACAGAAGGGUCCUUAGACAUUCAUUGCUCUAUGCCCGCUUUGACACUAGCUCCCAUGCUUCCAGAGCGAAAUUCGCCCGUCCUUUCCCGCUACAGCGGCCAGAAUGGCAUCGUCUGCCGAGCGGGCUAGCGCGACGGCCUGUACAGACUCCUUGUGGUAGCGCAGUACGGCGAUGAUUUCAGCGUCGUACGAGUCAGCGGCCGGCGAGGCGCGAUAGAGCCGUGCCCGCCCGUCCCAGCCCCCUACGAUGAAGAUGUGCGCCGACUCGUCUUCCUUCGCAU